Phascolarctos cinereus (koala) is the source of this 3274-nucleotide messenger RNA. RefSeq lists its product as uncharacterized. NCBI's taxonomy places the organism in Eukaryota, Metazoa, Chordata, Mammalia, Diprotodontia, Phascolarctidae. Gene Ontology annotation, biological process: regulation of DNA-templated transcription. The record is from RefSeq and is a predicted model, not a curated record. Gene Ontology annotation, molecular function: DNA-binding transcription factor activity, RNA polymerase II-specific; RNA polymerase II cis-regulatory region sequence-specific DNA binding.
AGCUGCUGGGUCCCCGCGAAGGUGGGAGGGGAGAGGACCCGGGGCGGAGCCUGGCUGGGCCGGGCUCCCUCUUCCUGCCCCACGUGGAACAAAGCUCUGCCCGCGCUCUGUCCUUGCCGGUCCCAGGCCAGCCUCCUACCCUGGGAUCCUUCUCCCUCCCCAGCUCAGUGGGCAGAGGAUCAAGGCCUGACCUAGCAGGGAGCCUGGAGCCAGAGGGAAUGGCCCCUCGGAACCACAGACCCCCAGCCCAGGAGCUGGUGACAUUCCAGGAUGUGGCUGUGGACUUCACCGAGGAGGAAUGGGUCCUCUUGGACCAACUUCAGAAGGAGUUGUACAAGGAGGUCAUGCUGGAGAAUGCCCAGAACCUGGUCUCCCUGGGGCUGCCAGUUCCCAGAGAAGAUUUGAUGUCUUAUUUUGAGGAAAAGGAAGCACCAUGGCUUCUGGAGCAUGAAGGCCUAAGGAGCUGUUAUCCAGAAGGAGAGAUUAGACCUGAAAUGAAAGAGACUACUGCAAAGCUAAGCAUUUCUGUGAAAGAAACUCACCAGGAAAGUUUCAUGAGGGAUGGUCCUUGUGACUUCAGUGGGAGACACAUCUGUGCUGCAUUUCACAGAAUCCACAGAGGGGGAAAACCUUAUGAUUGUCAUCAUUGUGGGAAAGUGUUGAGGCAGCAGUCAUCCUUUAUUUACCAUCAAAAAAUUAAUCCUGGAGUGAAACCACAUGAGUGUCAUGAAUGUGGUAAAGCUUUUAAUGAAUACUCAUCCUUCAUUAUACAUCAGAAAAUUCACAUUGGCAGGACACCUUAUGAAUGUAAUCAGUGUGGAAAGGCUUUCAGGCGUAAAAGUAACCUUAGUAUUCAUCAGAGAAUUCACACUGGAGAGAAACAUUAUGAAUGUAAUAAGUGUGGAAAGGCUUUCAGGCGUAAAAGUAAUCUUACUCUACAUCAGAGAAAACACACUGGAGAGAAACCUUAUGAAUGUAAUCAGUGUGAAAAGGCUUUCAAAUUGAACUCCAACCUUAUUAAACAUCAAAGACUCCACACUGGAGAGAAACCUUAUGAGUGUAAUCAGUGUGGUACGGCUUUCACACAGAAAUCCAAACUUACUCAACAUCAGAGACUCCACACUGGAGAGAAACCUUAUAAAUGUAAUCAAUGUGGAAAGGCUUUCACACGGAACUACAAACUUACUCAACAUCAAAGACUACAUACUGGAGAGAAACUUUAUGAAUGUAAUCAGUGUGGAAAGGCUUUCAUAGAGAGGUACACACUUACAAAACAUCAGAGAGUACAUACUGGAGAGAAACCUUAUGAAUGUAAUCAGUGUGGAAAGGCUUUCACACAGACCUACAACCUUAUUCAACAUCAAAAACUCCACACUGGAGAGAAACCUUAUGAAUGUAAUCAGUGUGGAAAGGCUUUCACACAGAAAUCCAAACUUACUCAACAUCAAAGACUCCACACUGGAGAGAAACCUUAUGAAUGUGAUCAGUGUGGAAAGGCUUUCAGGCGUAAAAGUGAUCUUACUCUACAUCACAGGAAACACACUGGAGAGAAACCUUAUGAAUGUAAUCAGUGUGGGAAGGCUUUCUGGUGUAAAAGUGAUCUUACUCCACAUCAGAGAAUGCACACAGGAGAGAAACCUUAUAAAUGUAAUCAGUGUGGAAAGGCUUUCACACUCAAUUGCCGCCUUAUUAUACAUCAGAGAAUUCACACUGGAGAGAAACCUUAUGAAUGUAAUCAGUGUGGAAAGGCUUUUGCACACAGGUACCACCUUGUUAACCAUCAGAGAAUUCACACUGGAGAGAAAUCUUAUGAAUGUAAUCAGUGUGGAAAGGCUUUCAAACAUACUUCCAACCUUAUUAAACAUCAAAGACUCCAUACUGGAGAGAAACCUUAUGAAUGUAAUGGUCUAUAGAGCUUGUUAGACUCCAGAAGAUUCAUCUUAGGAAGAAGCCCUACAAGGACUCAAUGUGGGAAUGCCUUCAGCAGAGAUCUCCUGUUACUUUACAUCAGGGAUUCAUGGUGGAGAGAAGACUUAUGAACAUGCUUAAUGAGGACCUACCUUUGUUGGAAGAUGCAGGUCACUCAACAUCACAAUAUUCACACUGGAAGCAAUCCUUAUAAAAGCAAUAAUUGUGGGAAGGCCUUCAUCUGGAGCUCAUAUGUGUUUGUAUAUUGGAGAAAUCUUCCUGGAGAUAAAUCUGAUGGAUUUGAUUAAUGACAGAAGACUUUUGUCUGCUGCACAGAACUCAUGAGACGUCACAAAUCUCUUAUUUUUCCUUGCUAUUCUCUGGAAUUCUGCAUCCAUUUGGGUAUAUCUUUUCCCUUUUCCUUUCCUCCUUUCCUUAUCUAUUUGUAAGGCCUCAUGAGACAGCCAUUUUGUUUUCUUGCUCUUCCUUUUCUUUGAAAUAUUUUUUGUUGCUGCCUUCUGUACAGUAUUGCAAACCUCUGUCCACAAUUCUUCAGGCACUCUAUCAGAUCUAAUCCCUAAAUCUAUUCAUCAUUUCUACUUCAUAUCGGUAAGCAAUGUUGUUUAGGGCAUAGCUGUAGGGUCUGAUGGCUUUCCCUAUUUUCUUUGAUUUGAGUCUGAAUUUUGCAAUUAGAACCUCAGGUUCUGAGCCUCAGCUCCACGGCAUGUUUUGACUGACUGUAUAGAACUUCACCUCAUCUGCCUUUUUUCCCUAGAAAAUGUGUUCAUUUUUCGUAGAACUGAGCAGCUUUGGGUACUUUGGAAUUAGUCAUUGGGAGAUAGACUUGUUAGUGUGACAUUGAAUGGUUUGCUUUAGAUUUCAACAGUAUUUGAUUAUACCUUGAUAAAGUCUUGCUGAAGAUAAACUUUAUGGAUCUAAUUAACAAGAUUAGGUCUCUUGUUCAAGACCUCCUUAGGUUUCCCAGUAGGAGACCUCAUUAAACAUCCAAAAUUACUUACUGUGAAUAAACCCCUACAAAUGUCAUGGCUUUCCUCCCUGAAAUCCUGAUGUUUCCCAUUGCUCUACGAUAAUAUUCCUUUGAAUUCCUGUACUGUAGUUUAUUUAGCUAUUCAACAAUUGAUGGUUACUCACUUGAUAUCUUGUUUGUUGGCACAAAAAGUUGUGGUAUAAAUAUUUUGGUAACUGACUGCAAUCCCUCUAGAGUGUUACAAUCGUAGCUGGGCAAAGUGAUUUUCUAUGUAAAAUAAUUUGGAAAAUAUAUUCAACUGAAUUGUCACUUGAUUGGAAACUAGUUUUUGUUUAAAUCUGUUUUGUCAGAACAAUAAGAUUUGUUUUAAAUCUGUAA